AUGGCUCAGAAUUCUGCCUCCCAGAACCCCAUUGGUGAGCCCACGGCUCCCAUGGCCGACCCCCCGCCGCAAGCCGACGAACAAACUCGCAACCAGAUUGCCGAUGCUGCGCUCAAGGAUCCCCAGGGCCAACACCAGGGUGGCCAAGAUGCCGCGGCUCCGAAGGUGAAAACUGAGAAGGAGUUGGAGCGCGAGCGCAAAAAGGCCGAGAAGGCAAAGAAGUUUGCCGAGAAACAGGCCAAGGCGGCAACCAAGCCGGCCGCUCCCAAGUCCGAGAAGAAGGUCAACAAGGUUGAGAAGGAGAAAACCACCGACGCAUACGAUCCUAAGGUGAUUGAGGCCGGCCGGCUGGAAUGGUGGGAGGAGCGGGAUCUCUUCAAGCCCGAAUUCGGGUCCGAUGGCAAGGUCAAGCCGGAAGGCUCCUUCGUCAUUCCCAUCCCGCCGCCCAAUGUGACUGGCUCCCUCCACAUGGGCCAUGCCUUGACAAAUGCCCUGCAAGAUACCAUGAUCCGCUGGCAACGAAUGAAGGGCAAGACGACACUCUGGCUUCCUGGAAUGGACCACGCUGGUAUCUCGACCCAGAGCGUCGUUGAGAAGACGCUGUGGAAGAAGGAAAAGAAGACCCGUCACGACGUGGGACGCCCGGCUUUGACGAAACUGAUCUGGGACUGGAAAGAUGAAUACCACAGCAACAUCAAGAACGCUCUUCGAAGAGUUGGUGGUUCGUUCGACUGGAGCCGCGAAGCCUUUACCAUGGAUCCCAACCUGUCCGCUGCCGUCACCGAGACCUUCGUUCGUCUUCACGAAGAGGGCAUUAUCUACCGUGCUAACCGUCUGGUCAACUGGUGUGUGGCUCUGAACACCUCCCUGUCCAACCUCGAGGUGGAGAACAAGGAGGUCGAAGGUCGUACACUGCUCGACGUGCCAGGCUACGAAAAGAAGGUCGAGUUCGGUGUUUUGACUCACUUCUGCUACGAGAUGGAUGAGACCAAGGAGCGCAUUGAGAUUGCCACUACCCGUCCUGAGACCAUGGUCGGUGACACUGGCAUUGCGGUCCACCCGACCGACAAGCGCUACCAGCACUUGAUCGGUAAAAACGCGCGACACCCGUUUGUGAACCGCCUGCUCCCUAUUGUUGCCGAUGAGGGUGUGGACCCCGAGUUCGGUACUGGUGCCGUCAAAAUCACCCCGGCCCACGACUUCAACGAUUUCAACCGCGGCAAGGCCCACAACCUCGAAUCUAUCUCAGUCAUGAACGAUGACGGCACCUUUAACAAGAAUGCAGGAUCGUUUGCUGGUCUGAAGCGCUUCGAUGCCCGGUACAAGGUCAUUGACGCUCUGAAGGAGAAGGGCCUGUAUGUGAAGUGGGAACACAACCCUAUGAAGAUUCCGCGGUGCGCCAAAUCGAACGAUGUGAUUGAGCCCAUCCUGAAGCCGCAGUGGUGGAUGAAGAUGGAUAGCCUUGCCGAGCCGGCUAUCAAGGCUGUCGAAAAUGGCGACAUCAUCAUCCGCCCCGAGACCGCGGAGAAGAGCUACUUCCGCUGGAUGCGUAACUUGAACGACUGGUGUCUGUCUCGUCAGCUCUGGUGGGGCCACCAGGCUCCAGCCUACUUUGUCCAGGUCGAGGGCGAGCAAGGUGAUGACAGCGAUGGUAACCUCUGGGUCACUGGUCGCACCGAGGAAGAUGCUCGUAAGAAGGCCGAGGCCAAGUUCCCCGGCAAGCAGUUCUCUCUGGUGAGGGACCCUGAUGUGCUGGACACCUGGUUCUCUUCGGGCCUGUGGCCCUUCUCCACGUUGGGAUGGCCGCGCCAAACCCACGACUUUGAGAACCUCUACCCGACCUCUGUUCUGGAGACAGGCUGGGAUAUUCUGUUCUUCUGGGUCGCCCGUAUGAUCAUGCUGGGGAUCAAAAUGACCGGCCAGAUUCCUUUUAAGGAGGUUUACUGUCAUUCAUUGAUCCGAGACUCCGAGGGUCGAAAGAUGUCCAAGUCUCUGGGCAAUGUGAUCGAUCCUUUGGAUGUCAUGGAGGGUAUCGAGCUACAGACCCUCCAUGGCAAGCUGUUGGUGGGUAACCUCGCUGAUAAGGAGGUGGCCGCUGCCACCAAAUACCAAAAGAAGGCCUUCCCUAAGGGUAUCCCGGAGUGCGGUGCUGAUGCACUUCGCUUCGCUCUGGUCUCCUACACCACCGGUGGUGGCGAUAUUGCUUUCGAUAUUCAGGUGAUUCACGGAUACCGACGGUUCUGCAACAAGAUCUACCAGGCCACCAAAUUCGUUCUCGGCAAGCUGGGUGAUGACUUCAAACCCCAACCCACUGCCACAAAGACCGGCCACGAAUCUCUCUCAGAGCGUUGGAUUCUGCACAAGCUCAAUGCGGCGGCCAAGGAUGUCAACGAGGCGCUCGAGCAGCGUGAAUUCUCCGUUACCGCCACGACUAUCUACCAGUACUGGUACAGCCAGCUGUGUGACGUGUUCAUCGAAAACUCCAAGUACUUGCUGACUGCCGAUGCCUCGGCGGAGACGCAAAACUCGGCCAAGCAAACCCUCUACACUGCCCUGGAAGGAGCACUGACCCUGAUUCACCCUAUCAUGCCGUUCGUCACAGAGCACCUGUGGCAGCGUCUGCCUCGCCGUCCCGGUGACAAUACAAUCUCGAUCAUGAAGGCUCAGUUCCCCGAGUUCAAGCCUGAAUUCCACGACCCGGCAGCUGAGACGGCCUACGAGCUUAUUCUGAACACUUCCAAGGCCAUCCGCUCCAUCCUGGCCCAGUACGACGUCAAGACCAAGGGCGACAUUAUCAUCCAGACCUACGACGCGACCAGCGCCAAGACUAUCUCCGAGGAAAUGACUACUGUCCAGUCCCUUGGUGGCAAGACUCUCGGAGGGUUGUCGCACCUGGGCCCGGAGAACAAGAACCGUCCGUCUGGCUGCGUGGUGUCUGCGGUGGGCGCGGAGGCGGCUGUCUAUCUGCGUGUGUCGAAGGAGGUUGCCCUUGAGCAGGAAGAGAAGGCCAAGGCCAAUAUUGACAAGGCGCGCGAUACUGUACGCAAGUCCCAGGGCAUCAUGGGCACCCCAGGGUGGAAGGAGAAGGUCAAGCCCGAGGUGCGCGAGCAGGAGGAGAAGCGACUGCGUGAUGCCGAGAGCGAGGUGGCCCGGUUUGAGGAGCAGAUCAAGGAAUUUGAGAAGCUGCGCCUGGAGUAA
Messenger RNA from Penicillium alfredii, 3198 nucleotides. RefSeq names its product valine--tRNA ligase. The record is from RefSeq and is a predicted model, not a curated record. Gene Ontology annotation, cellular component: cytosol. Gene Ontology annotation, biological process: valyl-tRNA aminoacylation. The transcript has 4 exons. Gene Ontology annotation, molecular function: valine-tRNA ligase activity; aminoacyl-tRNA deacylase activity; ATP binding. NCBI's taxonomy places the organism in Eukaryota, Fungi, Ascomycota, Eurotiomycetes, Eurotiales, Aspergillaceae. The coding region runs from base 1 to 3198 and encodes 1065 amino acids.